Messenger RNA from Miscanthus lutarioriparius, 1437 nucleotides. The record is from the annotation of a GenBank genome assembly. NCBI's taxonomy places the organism in Eukaryota, Viridiplantae, Streptophyta, Magnoliopsida, Poales, Poaceae.
AUGGGUAGCCAAGGACAAGCGGCAACCAACGGCCGGGGAGACGCAGACGACACCGGCGGAAGACGAACCCAGGCGGCGCACUUCGUGUUCGUCCCGCUGAUGGCUCAGGGCCACCUGAUCCCGGCCGUCGACACCGCGCUGCUGCUCUCCACGCACGGCGCGGUCUGCACCAUCGUCGGGACCCCGGCCACGUCUGCGCGGGUACGCCCGAGCAUCGAGUCCGCCCGGCAGUCGGGCCUGCUGGUCCGGCUCGUCGAGUUCCAACUCGACUACGCCCAGGCCGGCCUGCCCGAAGGCGCCGACAACAUGGACAACGUCCCGGUAGAGUACACGCAGAACUACUUCGAGGCCGUCGCGCUCCUCCGCGCACCGAUCGAGAGCUACCUCCGCGCGCACGCGCCGUACCCGACGUGUGUCGUGGCGGACUUCUGCCACCCGUGGACCACGGUGCUCGCGGCCAACCUCGGGGUCCCGCGCCUCAGCUUCUUCAGCAUGUGCGCCUUCUGCCUGCUGUGCCAGCACAAUGUCGAGCGGUUCAACGCGUACGACGGUGUCGCCGAUGACAACGAGCCGGUCGUCGUGCCGGGCCUGGAGAAAAGGAUCGUGGUGACGAGGGCGCAGGCCCCGGGCUUCUUCCGGGGGAUCCCAAUCCCGUGGUGGGAGGAGUUCGCGGACUACGUCGAGCGCGCGCGGGCCGAGGCCGACGGCGUCAUCAUGAACACCUUCGAGGAGAUGGAGCCGGAGUACGUCGCCGGCUACGCGGCGGCCCGGGGGAUGAGAGUCUGGACCGUCGGGCCGGAGCCUGACUCCGUCGUGUACGUCAGCUUCGGGAGCAUCGCGCAGGCGGACGCAAAGCAGGCCGUGGAGCUCGGCCUCGGGCUGGAAGCGUCGGGGCACCCGUUCAUCUGGGUGAUCAGGAACGCCGGCGAGUACGACGGAGCCGUGCGCGCCUUCCUGGACGAGCUCGAGGCGCGCGUCGCCGGGCGCGGCCUGCUCAUCAGGGGGUGGGCGCCGCAGGUGCUGAUCCUGUCCCAUGCCGCGGUGGGCGGGUUCGUGACGCACUGCGGGUGGAACUCCACGAUGGAGGCCAUCACCGUGGGGCUGCCGGUGGUGACGUGGCCUCACUUCACGGACCAGUUCCUGAACCAGAAGAUGGCCGUGGAGGUGCUGGGCAUCGGCGUCAGCGUCGGCAUCACGGAGCCGCUGUUGUACCAGGUGGUGGAGAAGGAGAUCGUGGUCGGCCGGAACGUGGUGGAGGAGGCCGUGAGGAGCGUGAUGGGCGGCGGGGAGGAGGCAAAGGGGAGGAGGCGGCGGGCCCGCGCGCUGGCUGUCAAGGCCAGAGCGGCCAUGAAGGAGGGCGGGUCGUCGCACCGCAACCUGCUGGAUUUGGUUGGGCGCUUCGAGGGUGUCAUGGCCGAGACCACCAAAGGCGCGUGA